Molecule: messenger RNA, 1421 nt
Organism: Zootoca vivipara (common lizard)
Lineage: Eukaryota; Metazoa; Chordata; Lepidosauria; Squamata; Lacertidae
Product: prostatic acid phosphatase
Biological process (GO): dephosphorylation
Cellular component (GO): plasma membrane
Molecular function (GO): phosphatase activity
Source: RefSeq, a predicted model, not a curated record
CCUGUCUGCUGCCAGGAUGGGAGAAACAAAUCCAGCGAGAAACUCCAAGUGUUUCUACUUCUUCCUGCUUGGCUUCAUUUCAUCCCUCCUCCUUCAGUCUGCAUCGGGUCGGGAGCUGCACUUUGUGCUCUUAAUUUAUAGGCAUGGUGACAGAAGCCCUAUUGAAGUCUAUCCUAACAGCCUACACAAUGAAAGCGCCUGGUCACAGGGAUUUGGACAACUGACUAAGAUUGGAAUGCAGCAGCAUUAUGAACUUGGACAAUACAUAAAGAAGAGAUACUCAAACUUCCUGAGUGCUGAAUAUAAACGAGAAGAGAUUUUGAUCCAGAGUACCGAAACUGAUCGAACCAUUAUGAGUGCCCAAGCAAACCUUGCUGGUAUGUACCCUCCUACUGGUGAUCAAAUCUGGAAUCCUAAAAUCCUGUGGCAACCUAUCCCGGUGCAUGUUGUACCAAAGGAAAGCAAUCCGAAAUUACGCUAUCCAAUUUUUAAUUGUCCACGCUAUAAGGAACUUCUGAGGGAAACGAUGGAAUCAAGUGAAUUCAAAGCCAAAAUUCACCCGUACAAGGAUUUUAUGGAAACAAUAGGUUUAUAUUCAGGAUAUGACCCUCAAGUUCUCAUGUAUUUGGUCAAUUUCAAAAUGUGGCACGUACAGGAUACUUUAUUCUGUGAGUCUAUUCACAAUUUGACACUUCCUGUGUGGGCUACUAAAGAGGUAAGGGCAAAACUAGCUGAGCUGACCGUGUUAUCCUUGUCGUCGUUCUUUGGGAUUUACAAAAGAGAAGAGAAGGCGCGGCUGCAAGGAGGUCUCCUCGUGAAAAAUAUUCUAGAAAAACUCUCCAGGGCUGCCAAAGGUUCAGAAAAGAGGAAAAUGCUAGUCUAUUCUGCACACGACACUACACUUGGUGCCUUGCAGAUGGCACUCAAUAUCUACAACGAAAAGCUGCCACCAUAUGCAGCUUGCCAGUUUUUUGAACUGUAUCAAGAAGAUAACGGAGAGCAAACCGUUGAAAUGUAUUUUCGGAAUCACACUAUGAAGGACCCCUAUCAACAAACCCUUCCAGGUUGCUCAUCUGCGUGUCCACUGCCAAAGUUUGCUGAACUGGUUUCCCCCAUCCUAGUAGACGACUGGGCCAAUGCAUGUGGGAAGGUAAAAGGAAGAAAAGGAAAAUGUUCCCAAUAAACCAGUAAAUAAAUAAAUGAGCCGGCUUUCAGCCUGUGUGGACGUUGUGCAUCAAAGAAAGAAAGAAAGAAUAUGCCUAACUGGAAAGAAGCGGGAUGGAAGAGUAAACUGAGCUUCUGGAACAUCUUGAAAUGUGACACUGCACUCAACAAAUCCCAAAUGAAGGAUCUCUUUUAAAAGGCUGAAUUGGAUUAAUAAUAAUAAUAAUCCCGCUGCCUGGUAACACUUCAACAAUAAA